AUGCCUUCGGAUGCUCGCGACCACAAGCAGGGGAACCAGGAUCGCAAAUAUACAGACGAUCAGAAGGCAGCCGUUCUUCGAAUCAGAAAAUGUCAACCCACUGCGUUCUACGAGAUUCUGCUCGUCGAGAAAUCUUCGACAGACAAUGAAAUUAAGAAGGCGUAUCGCAAACAAAGUUUGUUGACGCAUCCCGAUAAGAAUGGAUAUGAGGGUGCCGAUGAGGCGUUCAAGAUGGUCUCCCGUGCUUUCCAGAUCCUCUCGGACGAGGACAAGAAGUCGAAGUAUGACCGGUUCGGCGGCGACCCGGACAGCAGGUUCCAACCGGGCCCCAGUGCGUCAAGCGGCGCGUCCCCCUUCAGCGGGUUCGGCGGCGGCGGCUUCCCCGGCGGAGGUGCUAGAUUCGACGAGGAGAUCUCCGCCGAGGAGAUGUUCAACCGAUUCUUCAAUGGAGGAUUUGGCGGGAUGGGAGGUGGUCCUGGAUUUGUGUUCAAUAUGGGCGGAGGCCCAGGUUUCCGCGUUCACCAAUUCGGAGGUGCGGCACCGCGCCGUCGACCUCGUCCCACAGGCGCCGCCGCGCAGGAGGCCCAGUUAGAUGGCCGCAGCCUGCUCCGUCAACUGCUGCCGCUUAUUAUCCUCUUCGUUCUGCCGCUCCUCUCCUCUCUCUUCUCUGGCUCCUCGACCUCAUCCGGUCCCUCUUACCGAUUUGAUACCCCCGUUUCCCCGCAUACCAUGGGUCGUACAACCCCCAAGCUCAACCUGAACUACUUUGUCAACCCGCUCGACGUGGAUAAUUACAGCGCGCGAAACUUCCGUGAACUCGACACGAAAGUGGAAAUAGACCACGUGAGAACCUUACGGAAUAAAUGCGACGCCGAAGCACAUGAGCGCGAGCGACGACUGCAAGAUGCGCAAGGCUGGAUUUUCCCCGAUGUCGAGAAGAUGAAAAAGGCUCGCGCAAUGGAGAUGCCCGCUUGUCGGCAAUUGGACUCGUUGAAGACGAAGGGGAGGUUUUAA
Penicillium olsonii is the source of this 1014-nucleotide messenger RNA. NCBI's taxonomy places the organism in Eukaryota, Fungi, Ascomycota, Eurotiomycetes, Eurotiales, Aspergillaceae. The record is from the annotation of a GenBank genome assembly.